Molecule: messenger RNA, 468 nt
Organism: Sycon ciliatum
Lineage: Eukaryota; Metazoa; Porifera; Calcarea; Leucosolenida; Sycettidae
Product: dnaJ homolog subfamily C member 12-like
Exons: 1
Coding region: 1-468 (155 amino acids)
Cellular component (GO): cytoplasm
Source: RefSeq, a predicted model, not a curated record
AUGGACACAACUAACUACUACACUAUAUUGGGCGUCGCGCCCAUGUCGUCGACGGAGCAAAUCCAGGUGGAAUUCCGCCUGUUAGCCAUACAGAACCACCCGGACAAAUGCGGCGACGACCCGCAGGCAGCGGAGCGCUUCGCCUUGAUGCAGGAGGCUCGGCGCGUGCUGACGAACGACGUGGAGCGGCCACUGUACGACGACUGGUUGGGCGGUGGGCUGGAUGUGAGCUUUGCUGAGUAUAAAGGCAUGCGCGAGCGAGGCGGAUGGCACUGGAAAACUGAAAAACAAGUCGGACGACUAGAGUCAAGCGCAAAACGUGCAGAUCACAGUCCAGAUAGUCCAGGCCAAGCAAACACACCAUCCACGUCCAGUACUUCGGCAAGCACGCAAAGCAGCGGCGGCAGGCCACGGUUUUUCUCAUCGCGCAAUGAAGCCGUACGCAGGUUCAGGAACAACGUCCUUUGA